This is a messenger RNA of Echinostoma caproni, 156 nucleotides long. The record is from the annotation of a GenBank genome assembly. Lineage: Eukaryota; Metazoa; Platyhelminthes; Trematoda; Plagiorchiida; Echinostomatidae.
AUGCCCCCUGAGGAACAACAACCGCAUCAGGUGACACGCACUGACACUCCGCAAGAUGCAGUCAAACCUUCUGCCGCUGAUCUAUCGUCUGUGGAGGAGGGUGGCGAAUUUCUGAAAUGCACUUCCGGAGGAUGUGGUGUAAGAGCCAAACGAUAG